Molecule: messenger RNA, 1980 nt
Organism: Magallana angulata
Lineage: Eukaryota; Metazoa; Mollusca; Bivalvia; Ostreida; Ostreidae
Product: calcium uptake protein 3, mitochondrial-like
Exons: 12
Coding region: 28-1374 (448 amino acids)
Biological process (GO): calcium import into the mitochondrion; mitochondrial calcium ion homeostasis
Cellular component (GO): uniplex complex
Molecular function (GO): calcium ion binding
Source: RefSeq, a predicted model, not a curated record
AGCGCAUGCGCUCUGAUUACAAUAACAAUGGCGUCUGCGUUUAGGAAGAAUGUAUUCUACACUAUUUACAGACGAAGUUUGAUACAGCAGAGGACUUUCUCAUCAGACAGAAAUGUAUUUUCUAGGUGUUUGAAACACAGCAAAGUCGUUAUAGCUGGCUUGUCGACAGCUUCUUUUAUUUGUUUGAGUGCAAUUUAUGCGAAACGAAAUGGGAUUCAAGUUCUUCAUGCAGGGGGAGAGGAGGAUUCAGAGAAGAAAAAGACGUCACCCACGUACAGAGAGAUGAGGUUUCUGCAGUUUGCUUCAGUGGAGUACAAAGGGGUCAUCUACAUGACUCCCCAGGACUUCCUGGAAUCUGUCACAGAGGAAAUGCCACGACCAAGAAUUGGAAGAGCCAGCUUAACGGAUGGUGAAGUUGCUGGCUGGUUGAAGCGUACUCCAAAUCGGCGCUACGGCAGUACCAAACUAUUUCGCAAUCUCCAUGACAAAGGUCUGAUCUCCUACACAGAGUACCUGUUUCUACUAUGUGUCCUAACAAAGUCCAAGUCGGGUUUCCGGAUAGCUUUUAAUAUGUUCGAUACUGACGGGAACCAGAUCGUGGAUAAAAAAGAGUUUCUGGUGUUGGAAUCCUUCUUCACUCUUCCCCCUCAGGAAAGGAAAUUUGUUCCCAGAGAACAGAAAAAAUUACAAGCCUUACUAAAUCUUGAGAGUGUUUUCAGUAAGAAAGAAGAUGCACCAAAUAAUGAAGACCCACUGAGCAAGUCUGUGGAGCCGGUACAAGAUACCACCUUGCUGGUUCAUUUCUUUGGCUCAAAAGGCAGAGAUGUUCUCAAAUACGAAGAUUUCCACAGUUUCAUGGAGAACCUCCAGUCAGAGGUGAUAGAGCUGGAGUUCCUGGAGUUUUCCCGGGGACUGGCCACCAUAUCCGAGGAAGACUUUGCCCGGAUCCUGCUGCGGUACACCAUGCUGGACAGCUCCAACAUCGAGGAGUGUAUCAAACGAGUCCGCAGUCGCACCCCCAGCGAAAAGGGAGUUUCGUUUGAAGAGUUCCGGAAGUUCUGUCAGUUCCUGAAUACACUUGAUGACUUCAGCAUCGCCAUGAAGAUGUACACAUACGCUGACCAGGCCGUCUCCAAGGAGGAUUUCCAGCGGGCGGUGUUUGUGUGCACGGGAUCUAACCUGAGUCCCCACCUGGUGGACACCGUCUUUAACAUCUUUGAUGCAGACGGAGACGGACAUCUUAGUUAUAUGGAGUUUAUCUCGAUCAUGAAGGAUAGACUUCAUCGCGGAUCUAGGUCCCAUCUAAUGCAUACCCAGGAUAAAUGGACUGCAUUCAAAUACUGCAUCAAAAACGAGAUGAGGACGUAUCACUAGACAGCAGAGAACUGACAGAAUCUCAAGAGAGAAUACAUAUUUGAUUCUUGUGAUGAGAAUGAUUUUAAUAGCUGACUUUGGAGUUUGACAUAUCAACUUUAACCUGAGAUUCCUGGGUGACCUGUACUGGCCGGUCGUUUGUUGAUGUGAUGACCACAUUUUUGUGAAUAUUUGUAUCAUCAUGUCACCAAAUUCUCCACACUGCCUUUGAAUACUUAGUUUCUCAAGAAGUGAGUGAAUGAAGUGAGAAUAUAACCAUAUCCAAACAGCACUCAGACAAGGGUAGCUGGUCAUUCAGGAGGCAUUAUUUCUGUUUGUGUUACCCUGGAGGACUGUUAGUGUAUUAUGAAUACUGGCAUUCUCCUGUUCCCGCUUUCUCUCUGUGAUAACCUCCAUUUGGCAAGGGAGACAAUUCAUUGCAUUAUGUAACUGUUAAGUUUUGUAGAUGUUUUUUAUUCAUUUAUUGAACUGUUUAUUGGCUUUACCUAUGAGUUUGUCUCCCUUGCCAGUGUUUCGUUAUUUCGAUCGUGUGUAGUAAUUUGUUAUUUUAUGUAUAAGAUCACAACUGUCCUUAAUUUAUUAUAUUCAAUAAAUUCUAAAAGCUAA